AUGAACGCAAUACUGGACAGGCUGCAACGAGGCGCAGUAGCCCGCCGCCCCUGGUUCCAGGCGCCAGCACUGGAGUGGCGGCGAGACUGUGCGGUCCAGAGUGAGGAAGCCUGUUGCGAUAAAGUAGCUGGUGACGACUCCAUCAGCACCUUGGGCCUGAUCCUCUGCGUGGGGCUGUCGCUGCUGCUCGUGUCCAUCCUGGGCUACAGCCUGGCCAAGUGGUACCAGCGUGGGUACUGCUGGGAGGGGCCUAAUUUUGUCUUCAACUUGUACCAAAUCCGGAACCUGAAGGAUCUGGAGAUGGGUCCUCCCUUCACCAUCAGUGGCCACAUUAGCAGUUCAGAUGGAGGCUACAUGAAGUUCUCAGACAGGCUGGUCUGA
Molecule: messenger RNA, 381 nt
Organism: Budorcas taxicolor (takin)
Lineage: Eukaryota; Metazoa; Chordata; Mammalia; Artiodactyla; Bovidae
Gene: SMIM35
Product: small integral membrane protein 35
Exons: 4
Coding region: 1-381 (126 amino acids)
Source: RefSeq, a predicted model, not a curated record